GCAAUGCCAAACGACAUCUCAACCAGACCAAUCACUCGCACGCACUCCUAACGAGAAUUGAAGCUCUCCCUCGUGGAGGAGUGGCUGAUAUUUUUGUUCGAUUGCAUCUCCGAACGCUAACUGGCGAGAGAGAUAGAGAGGGAGAGAACAGAGGAUAGAGAGAGACAGAGAAACCAUGCAUUCUCGUUUCACAUCCCUCACCCGAUCCCUCAAAUCCAACCCCCACCACCACCCCACCCUCCUCUCUCUCUCCACCCUCCUCUCUCCUCCCCACCCCUUCUCCUCUUCCUCCUCCUCCCCAUCCACCCCCUCUCCUCCCCCCCACCAUCAUCCCCAAACCCUAGAAUCCCUCCGCCACCGCCUCGCCGUCGAGUCCCCCACCCUCACCGACUUCAUCCGCCUCCAAUCCUCCGACGACUACUCCGUCGAGGUCGGCACCAGGAAGAACCCCCUUCCCAAGCCCAAAUGGAUGAAGGAGGCGGUCCCCGGCGGAGAGAAGUACACGCAGAUCAAGAAGAAGUUGAGGGAGUUGAAGCUUCACACCGUGUGCGAAGAGGCUCGGUGCCCUAAUUUGGGCGAGUGCUGGUCUGGCGGCGAGACUGGGACCGCCACCGCCACGAUUAUGAUCCUUGGGGAUACUUGCACCAGAGGUUGCAGGUUUUGCAACGUGAAGACGUCGCGGACUCCCCCUCCUCCAGAUCCAAAUGAACCGUCAAAUGUAGCUGAGGCAAUUGUGUCGUGGGGUUUGGACUACGUGGUGAUUACUAGUGUUGACCGUGAUGAUUUACCCGAUCAAGGAAGCGGUCAUUUUACUGAGACAGUGCAGAAAUUGAAGAAGUUGAAGCCAGAAAUGCUUAUUGAAGCCUUGGUUCCUGAUUUUCGAGGAGACCCCAGCUGUGUAGAAAAAGUUGCAAAAUCAGGAUUAGAUGUUUUUGCUCAUAACAUUGAAACGGUAGAAGAGCUUCAGAAUGCAGUAAGAGAUCACCGUGCUAAUUUUAAACAAUCCAUAGAUGUUUUAAUGAUGGCCAAAGACCAUGCUCCUGCCGGCACACUUACAAAAACUUCAAUAAUGUUGGGGUGUGGGGAAACACCUGAACAAGUGGUGAAAACAAUGGAGAAGGUGAGGGCAGCAGGUGUAGAUGUGAUGACAUUUGGUCAGUAUAUGAGACCAUCAAAGCGCCACAUGCCAGUAUCUGAAUACAUAACGCCUGAGGCGUUUGAGAAGUAUCGAACUCUUGGCAUGGAAAUGGGAUUCCGGUAUGUGGCAUCUGGUCCCAUGGUCAGGUCCUCGUACAAGGCGGGUGAAUUCUACAUAAAAUCCAUGAUAGAUUCAGAUCGUGCUGCAUCCUCUUUGUAGAGUGGUGUCUCUUUCGUUGAAGUUCUACUGUAAUUGCCCAUUUCAUACAAUGUUGAAGCCCAUUUCAUAAGAUGUUCUACAUUGCUGCCGUUAUUUCCUUGGAAAGAAUUAAAAUGCUAAAGCAGGGUCAGAUAUAGAACCUGUCUGAAGCAAAUUGGCUGACUUGCGAAUGUUGGGAGAUCGAGACAAGAAGAGUAUUCCAGAGAGAUCCGCUCAUUCUCUUGAGAUCGCCUGAUUUAGUGCUUAAUCGUAAUCUAUACACUUGUAUAUCCAAGUUUAUGAAGUUGUAUGGUGCUGCGUUUCACCGGUCUCUUUAUCUGGUUUAUGACAGCAGUAACAAUAUUUUUCAUUCUAUUGUCAAGGAUGGUGCAUUGCAUGUUGUCAAUGUGUAUCUUGAGCUCUUUCUUGGUUCUUUUUUGGUUUGUUUGUAUCAUGAACUUGCACUUCUGUGGAGCAAGUAAUAAAAUUCGUUAAUGUAUAAACAAAUGUAAAUCAGAUUUCUCUUGGUCCUUUCGAUUUUGAUGCCCUGUUGA
Molecule: messenger RNA, 1890 nt
Organism: Rhododendron vialii
Lineage: Eukaryota; Viridiplantae; Streptophyta; Magnoliopsida; Ericales; Ericaceae
Product: lipoyl synthase 2, mitochondrial
Exons: 4
Coding region: 176-1357 (393 amino acids)
Biological process (GO): lipoate biosynthetic process
Cellular component (GO): mitochondrion
Molecular function (GO): 4 iron, 4 sulfur cluster binding; lipoate synthase activity
Source: RefSeq, a predicted model, not a curated record